Messenger RNA from Miscanthus lutarioriparius, 1131 nucleotides. NCBI's taxonomy places the organism in Eukaryota, Viridiplantae, Streptophyta, Magnoliopsida, Poales, Poaceae. The record is from the annotation of a GenBank genome assembly.
AUGGCCUUCUGGUUCCCCGAAGCGCUCGUGGCCGCCAUGGACGGAGACCUCUGCCUCCUCAAGGAAAUGGCGGACAAGGUGAACCUUCGUGAAACCAAGGACGCUAAGGGUGAGCAGCGCUCAUUUGGGCAUGUGAGCGGCCACCUGGAGGUCUGCAGGUUCCUGGUGGAGGAAUCGGGGUUUGAUGUCAACUCCGACUCAAUCAGUGCUGAUUAUUUUAUUGUGCCUCCAGGGAAUUGCGAGGCUGUAAGACUACUGCUAUCCAAGGGUGUUGAUGUGGAGCCAGUCAAUUUUAUGGGGACACCGUUGCACUUGGCUGCCUCCCAGGACCAAGAUCAAGUUAUGAAGAUCCUGCUGGAGCAUGGUGCUGAUCCCAAAAGAGUAGUUAAUUAUGUCUUUACACCACUCUUGAUGGCUUGCAAUGGGCCUUCCUUAAAGUGCGCAAAGCUACUGGUUGAGGCUGGUGCUGAUGUGAACUUUAGAAGUCCCUCUGGACCAGUCAUUUUAAUGGAGGCAGUUGAUGAUGGCUUCACUGAGAUUGUAAAGUUCUUGUUAGACGCUGGAGCUAACCCUAACAUUGCAGACGAGGAUGGGAGAGUCCCAAUUAUGUGCGCAGGAGCCCAUGGGAAACGUGAGCUUGUUGAAAUUCUAUUUCCUUGGACAAAACCAAUUCCAUCUAUGCCGGAAUGGAGUGUUGAUGGGAUAAUUAGAGGCAUGAAAUAUCUGCGUUUUGAGGCUCAGGGUGCAGUUUUGAAAGAACAUAUAGCUGAUGCAAAGUCAAAAGGAAAGGAAGCUUUUGCAAAGGGGGAGUACUUCGCAGCAGUUUACUUCUAUGGUCUGGCAGUGGACAGAGAUCCACUUGAUGCCACCUUGUUUUCCAACAUAAGCUUAUGUUGGUUGCGGGUGAGAGACGGGAAGCAAGCUCUUUCAUUUGCUCAAAAAUGCAGGAUGAUGCGUCCUAGGUGGUCUAAGGCAUGGUAUCGUGAGGGCGCAGCUCUCAGGUUCCUGAAGCACUACAGAGGAGCAGUCGAUGCGUUCACGCAAGCACUGAAACUUGACCCUGCAAGUAAUGAAGUCAAGAAUGCGUUGGGGGAGGCCAAAGAUGCUAUGAGGAACACUUCUCGCUCGUGA